Molecule: messenger RNA, 2922 nt
Organism: Pyrgilauda ruficollis (rufous-necked snowfinch)
Lineage: Eukaryota; Metazoa; Chordata; Aves; Passeriformes; Passeridae
Product: keratin, type II cytoskeletal cochleal
Exons: 9
Coding region: 449-1936 (495 amino acids)
Biological process (GO): intermediate filament organization; keratinization
Cellular component (GO): keratin filament
Molecular function (GO): structural constituent of skin epidermis
Source: RefSeq, a predicted model, not a curated record
CUGGUUUAUAUUAAACAGCCAGGACCUGGCGUCGGGGCCCCUUUAUCAGCUUUGGGCCGUGCCCAGGGGAGAACCCGCCUGCAGCGCUUCCAAAUCCAUGUGGAUUCCCUGUGCCCCCCCUGCCCAUUGCAACACCCGUGCGGGCACGGGGAAUCCGCAGGGAACGGGGACCAGGGCUCGGCGCACAGGUGGCAGAGGAGCGGGGACACGGCGCCAGGUGUGUCCCGUCCCUUCCCCGCGGCCCUUCCCUUCCCCGCUGGAGGGUGGGAAUGCAGCCAGGCACACCCAGCUCCGAGCAGUAAAAUGAUCCCUGCGGUGCCCUUGGGCCAAGCCCAGCUUUUCUAACGGAUAAAAGGGGAGGCAGCGGGAGCGCUCUCACUCCCCUGGGCUCCAGCUCAGCCUCUCCGAGCUUUGCAGAGCGAGGCACAGCAGCGUCCCUCGGAGCAGCAUGUCCCGCUCGGUGACCUUCAGCUCCCGCUCGGCCGCCGGGCCAGCCCUGAGCCAGGUGCGGGUCAGCACCGUGUCCUCCAGCCGCAGCUCCGGGCUCGGCCGCGCCGGCGGCUUCGGCAGCGCCAGCCUCUACAACCUGGGCUCGGCCAGCAAGAGGAUCAGCCUGGGAGGGGGCAGCUCCUUCAGCGUCCGCUCGGGCUACGGCUAUGGGGGAGCGGGCUUCGGGGGCAGCUUCAGCCCCGGCGGCAUCCAGGAGGUCACCGUCAACCAGAGCCUCCUGACGCCCCUCAACCUGGAGAUCGACCCCAGCAUCCAGAGGGUCCGCAAGGAGGAGAAGGAGCAGAUCAAGACCCUGAACAACAAAUUCGCCUCCUUCAUUGACAAGGUGCGGUUCCUGGAGCAGCAGAACAAGAUGCUGGAGACCAAGUGGAGCCUCCUCCAGGAGCAGAAGACCACGCGGAGCAACAUCGCUCCCAUGUUCGAGACCUACAUCAGCAACCUGCGGCGGCAGCUGGACGGGCUCCUGGCGGACAAGGGGCGCCUCGAGGGAGAGCUCAAGAACAUGCAGGACCUCGUGGAGGACUUCAAGACCAAGUACGAAGAUGAGAUCAACAAGCGCACGGCGGCCGAGAAUGAGUUUGUGGUGCUCAAGAAGGAUGUGGAUGCUGCCUACAUGAACAAAGUGGAGCUGGAGGCCAAGGUUGAUGCUCUGACGGAUGAGAUCAACUUCCUGAGGGCUUUCCAUGAGGCGGAGCUGAACGAGCUGCAGGCCCAGAUCUCCGACACCUCGGUGGUGCUGUCCAUGGACAACAACCGGAACCUGGACCUCAACAGCAUCAUCGCCGAGGUGAAGGCGCAGUACGAGGAGAUCGCCAACCGGAGCCGCGCCGAGGCCGAGUCCUGGUACCAGAGCAAGUAUGAGGCGCUGCAGGUGACAGCCGGGAAACACGGGGAUGACCUGAGGAACACCAAGAAUGAGAUCACGGAGAUCAACAGGGCCAUCCAGAGGAUCCAGGGGGAGAUUGAGAAUGCCAAGGCCCAGCGAGCGAAGCUGGAGGCGGCCGUGGCCGAGGCCGAGGAGCGUGGGGAGAUGGCCCUCAAGGACGCCAGGGCCAAGCUGGAGGAGCUGGAGGCUGCUCUGCAGAAAGCCAAGGCUGACAUGGCCCGGCAGCUCCGGGAGUACCAGGAGCUCAUGAAUGUCAAGCUGGCCCUGGACAUCGAGAUCGCGACCUACAGGAAGCUGCUGGAGGGCGAGGAGAGCAGGUUGGCUGGGGAUGGAGUUGGCAACGUCAACAUCUCCGUGGUCAGCUCCAGUGGCGGGGGCGGAUAUUCCAGCUCCAGUGGAUUCCUGGGAGCAGGGAUCGGAGGAGGCCUCAGCCUGGGAUCGGGAAUGGGCAGCGGAGCACUCGGGUUCUCCUCUGGAGGCUCCACCAAGUCCUACACCAUCACCACCACCUCGUCCAGCCGGAGAAGCGUCAGGAAGUAACUCCAAGAAUGGAGCUUGGCAUUCCCAGCACCUGAGGGAAACCGUGGAAAGAAAAGUCUUGGAGCCUUUUGCAGGAUGAAUUGGCUGCAAAACGCCUGCAGUGCUGAGGCCCUGGCCCUGCCCUGCCGGGCUUGAUCCUGCACUCUUGGAGUUCAGCCAUUCCUCUGGGAGCAGGAUCAAGCCUGUGGGGUGAAAUUUAUCCCGGGAUGCAGGUGGGGUAUCCCUGCUGUUACCCUUGUGCUUGGUACCCCCUGCUCCGGGCUGGAUUUCACCCUUGGAAAGGCAAAUCCCACAUUUCUGCUGUGCUUCUGCAAAAGACUAGAAGAUUCUCUCCCUCUUAACAGGAGUUGGAAGACUCCAAUCCCUCAGGCUCCUCAGCCCCUGCCAAGGGCUCACCCUGGGUUGGGUUUUUUAAAUAUACCAGGAAGAAAACAAGCUUGGGUCUCCCCUUAUUUUCUUUGGAAAUGGGCCCAGGGUUGGGGUUCAACAUUCUCCUGUGACUGAAGCUGUUUCUGACAAAGGCAGCACUGACAGAUUGAUUUCAGGCUCCUUGUAGCAAAAUAACUCCUCAAAAACCUCCUAAACCCUUUCCCUCUCUUUAAAUGAAGCCCAGAGCUUGCGGGAUCUAAAACUGCUUCAAAUUCCAUGUGUCCCACUGAAUUGGGAGAUAAAUUCCUUAUUUUUGAGUGUCUCUGUUUACCACUCCCUAUUUAAGGGUAUUUAGUGAUAUCUGGAGUCUCCUGCAGUGAGGGUUCAGUUGAUGCCCCAUUCCAAAAACUCCUUGUUCCUGCCAAAAUGGGUCUUCAACAUACCAGGGAAAUUGUUGUUACUGCAGUAGGAAGAGUUUUUAGGGAACUAACUCCAAGGACCUGCUCCCAGUUUUUGUGUUGAUGUUCAGCCCUGUCCUGGCAUUGGCAUUUGGGUUGGAUUUUUAUGCUUUUUAUGUCUUUCAUGAGUCGUUUAUUAAAGUUUCCCUUUUAGCUGCA